This is a messenger RNA of Selaginella moellendorffii, 2940 nucleotides long. Its product is annotated as laccase-11. Gene Ontology annotation, molecular function: hydroquinone:oxygen oxidoreductase activity; protein binding; copper ion binding. The coding region runs from base 240 to 2030 and encodes 596 amino acids. The transcript has 6 exons. Lineage: Eukaryota; Viridiplantae; Streptophyta; Lycopodiopsida; Selaginellales; Selaginellaceae. Gene Ontology annotation, cellular component: apoplast. Gene Ontology annotation, biological process: lignin catabolic process. The record is from RefSeq and is a predicted model, not a curated record.
CGGAUCGAGGUCGAGAAAAGCAUGGAUGAUUGCUGGUGGCAUGCGAAGCUGUUGAGGUAGAUCAUUAAAUCAUUGAUGAUCCUUAUGCUCCUCGUUGUUCUUAUUAUCUGGCUCGCAGCUCAUCACUGUUCUUAGUUGGACAGGAAUCUUGGAAAAGCUGUCUAAGACCGCGUUGCCGGCUACCAUCGUUCUCUAUAUGUUUAUAAGCUGGGAUUGGUGUUGCUCGCAGAAACACGCAAAUGGAGCUUGUGAGGAGCUUUGGAACACUGUUUUUGCUGCUGUGCGUCAUUCUUUUCUUCCAACAGGCAGCCGGGAGAACGAGAAAGUUUGAGUUUAAUGUCGCAUAUAUGAGUGUUAACAAGUUAUGCCGAGCUACGAGGAUUGUUGCUGUCAAUGGGCAGUUUCCCGGGCCUUCCAUCCGCAUCCAACAAGGCGAUAAAGUGAUAGUUCGAGUUCAUAAUAUGAUACGCAGCAACAUCACUAUUCACUGGCAUGGAGUUCAGCAGCGGCUUUCGUGUUGGCAAGACGGGCCUGCAUUUAUAACUCAGUGUCCCAUCCAAGAGAGAAACUCGUUCACGUAUCGAUUUAGAGUCGAUCAAGUCGGGACACUUUUCUGGCACGCUCAUGCAGCUUGGCUUAGAGGCACAGUCCAUGGUGCGUUUAUCAUCGAGCCUGUUACCAGAAGACCGCGGCCGUAUCCAUUUCCCCAGCCAUUUAGAGACGAGACCAUCAUCCUUGGAGAUUGGUUUGUCAACGAUCUCCUCGAAGAGGAGGAGCGAGCUAUAGUUUCUGGCGGAGCACCGGACAUGUCCAACGCUUUCAUAAUCAACGGGAAGCCUGGGCCUCUCUUUAACUGUUCGGCGACUUCUUAUUCCAAGUCAUUCACUCACGAGGAGAACACGCACAAGAUCGGCUUCAUACCAGGAGAAGCUUACCUCCUGAGAAUCAUCAAUGCUGCACUAGAACAGGACCUCUUCUUCUCAAUCGCAAAUCACACCAUGACCGUCGUCGAGAUCGACGCAUCCUACACAAAGCAUCUCACAGUCACCGAGUUUCUCAUCACCCCGGGGCAAACCGUAUCAGUUCUAGUCAAGGCAAGCCAGCACGGUGGAAGUUACUACAUGGCAGCCUCGCCUUGGAGAUCCGGUGGUGCUCUCUUCCAGCCAACAGUAGCUCUUGGCAUCAUCGAGUACAUUACUCCACACGGGAAUUUUUCGCUCAUGCCAGUUCUUCAUAACCUGCCGAACCCGGACGACAAGGCCUUGGGACAAAAGUUCCAGAAGCUGCUGCGGAGCUUAAACUCGAAACAGUAUCCAGAACAAGUUCCUCAGUUGGCAGAUCGACGCCUGUUUCACGUCGUCAGCUUGAACGUAAAGCCGUGCUCUCCAGGCAUCAUUUGCUCGGGACCAGCAGGACUACGCCUAUCAAGCUCUAUCAACAACGUUUCUUUCGUCUCACCGAAGACUUCGUCCAUUCUGGAAGCUUACUACAACAGGAUUCCGGGUGUCUUCACGGCCGAUUUUCCUGACAAGCCGCCGGUUCCAUACGACUACGUUGGCAAGGCUUUCGAUAUCUCUGAUCUCUUUUCGGAGACUGGAACGAGAGUGAGCGUCAUUCCUUACGGUGCCAACGUCCAGCUCGUUCUCCAGACGACCAUCAACCUUGCAAACGACAGCCAUCCAUUUCACCUCCACGGUUUUGACUUCUACAUCGUUGGCGAGGGGCACGGCAACUUUGACGGUGCUCGAGACGAGCGCAAGUUCAACCUUGUGGAUCCUCCACGCAGGAACACUGCGUUGAUUCCAAUCAAAGGCUGGAUAGCUUUAAGAUUCAAAGCUGACAAUCCAGGUAUGAUACUUUCCAUUCAUUCGGCUUCUAACCUUAUGAGUCUGCGACCAGGAACUUGGCUGUUCCAUUGCCACCUAGACGGACAUCUUACUUGGGGACUGGAGAUGGCAUUCAUCGUUCUAAACGGUGAAGGCCCCAACCAAACUUUGCCUUCUCCGCCAAAACAUCGACCAAAAUGCUAGUUUAUGCCGUAAGUUUUCACAGGCACGACUCAAUGAGUUUCUGAUCGGUGUUGUUGUUAUCAGCUCAAGGAUCAUUGCCGACGAUUCUUACCAGAUAAAUGCGUACACUAUGUCUUGGACUCAGCAUUCGUAACAUCGGGUAAAAAAUCCAAACAGGUGGAAUUUCCUCCGUAGAUUUCUCACGCCAGCCCAGGCUCCGAAUCCAACACCGAUUACAAGUAUCCAGACAACAACACCGACGUUGAUUGCAUAUAUCCAUAUCCAGCUCGGCAGCCAGAAAGGAGGCCCCUCUUUGGACUCCUGCUCACAAGAAGUACUUCUGUGAUAAACCAUGAAAGCCACGCACGGGACAAUGUAGAUCGUAAAGCUCGUGAAGAAAGCAGCCGCCACUAUAUUGAUAACGCCAAUGAAGGGAAUCAUCAGCGCGACGAGCCAGACCAGUAUCACGACUGGCAAUCUCGCGGCGGAUUUGAGCAAGUAUCGUCCUGGCAACGAGUGUAUCCCGCAAAACUUCUCCCACGUAAGAUAGAUCGGAAGCACCGAGAAGCCAAACUGGACGAACUGCAGCAAAGAGCACUAUGGUCAGGCAAGCUUUCCAAGUUUAUCUUCUUUCGCUCUUUGCAAAGGGUUCUUUCGUCUCGCCUGGUGGAUGAUCAUGAGAAUUAUGGCUACGUCACGGUACUUGGACUUGUGGAACCUGGUGAGAGCGUAUGAGUGGUGGAGCAUCUCCUCUCCAUACGUCCAGUAAACCGCGAUGGCCGAAGGCAAAGUGAGAGUCCAUAUGUAGAGAACCGCGUAGAGAUAAAUCUCCUUAAAUUUUUGUGGCUUCUUCAUGGCAUGGGUGAGCUCGCUAAGAUGGUGAAGAUAACCAGGUGAUGUUAUAGUAAAGAGAUCCGACUUACAUUGUCAA